CGCCAAAAAUCAAUCACAUCCCAGUAGUCUUGCUACACAAACUGCCUGCAGGGCAAUGCUGUCGCCUUCAGUGCAACCCAGGAUGUGUAUAAUGUUCCUGUUGUGUAGAUGUGUGUAUGUUUGUUCAUAAACAGUGUUAAUUUCCAGGGAAGGGCUGUGGCUGGAACUAUGGCUGCUCUGCAGGGGGGCUGGCAGCAUUGCUUUUUAAAAAGAUGGCAGGAAAACAUAAAUCCUAAAAUUUUGCUGCUACAGUUUUAAGUCCACAUCUAAGUGAGUGUUGCAGGCAAGUGUACAUUGCCGUCAUGAAUGAAGUAAGCAUUGUGAAGGAAGGUUGGCUGCACAAAAGAGGUGAAUACAUCAAGACCUGGCGUCCCCGCUACUUCCUCCUCAAAACUGACGGUACUUUCAUUGGGUACAAAGAGCGUCCACAGGAUGUUGACCAGUUGGAAACUCCUUUAAAUAAUUUCUCUGUAGCCAAAUGUCAGCUGAUGAAGACAGAACGACCAAAACCAAACACAUUUAUCAUUCGGUGCCUCCAGUGGACCACAGUAAUUGAAAGAACAUUUCAUGUGGAUUCUCCUGAGGAGCGGGAAGAAUGGAUUCAGGUUAUACAACAUGUAGCCGACAACCUUAAGAAACAGGAAGAAGAAAUGAUGGAGGUUCGGUCUGGCGACUCCCCAAGCGAUAACUCUGGAGCCGAGGAAAUGGAAGUUUCUCAUUCGAAACCAAAACAUAAAGUAACAAUGAAUGAAUUUGAGUAUCUCAAGCUUUUGGGGAAAGGAACAUUUGGGAAAGUUAUUUUAGUCAAAGAGAAAGCAACAGGAAGAUAUUACGCUAUGAAAAUUUUAAAAAAAGAAGUUAUUGUUGCAAAGGAUGAAGUAGCUCACACGCUAACAGAAAACCGCGUCCUGCAGAAUUCUAGGCAUCCCUUCCUAACAGCACUGAAAUAUUCCUUUCAGACACAUGAUCGCUUAUGUUUUGUCAUGGAGUAUGCCAAUGGAGGAGAGUUAUUCUUCCACUUAUCAAGAGAACGUAUAUUCUCUGAAGAUCGUGCCCGGUUUUAUGGGGCAGAGAUUGUUUCUGCUUUAGAUUAUCUUCAUUCUGAGAAAAAUGUAGUUUACAGAGACUUAAAGUUGGAAAAUCUAAUGCUGGACAAAGAUGGACACAUAAAGAUAACUGAUUUUGGCCUGUGCAAGGAAGGAAUAAAAGACGGAGCAACCAUGAAGACGUUCUGUGGCACACCAGAAUAUCUCGCUCCUGAGGUGCUAGAAGAUAAUGACUAUGGCCGUGCUGUAGACUGGUGGGGCUUGGGCGUAGUGAUGUACGAGAUGAUGUGUGGGCGCCUCCCUUUCUACAAUCAAGACCAUGAAAAAUUGUUUGAACUUAUCCUUAUGGAAGAGAUUAGAUUUCCACGCACUUUAUUGCCAGAAGCAAAGUCUUUGCUGUCUGGUUUGUUGAAGAAGGACCCUAAGCAAAGGUUAGGCGGCGGGCCAGACGAUGCUAAAGAAAUCAUGCAACACAAAUUUUUUGCUGGAAUUGUAUGGCAAGAUGUUUAUGAGAAGAAGAUGCUGUCAGUGGUCACAAAACAAAGCAAAGUUGAACUUAUACCUCCAUUUAAGCCACAAGUAACGUCAGAAACAGACACAAGGUAUUUUGAUGAGGAAUUCACAGCGCAAAUGAUCACCAUAACACCACCUGACCAAGAUGACAAUUUAGAAUUUGUUGACAACGAGAGAAGACCGCACUUCCCCCAGUUUUCAUACUCUGCUAGUGGAAAUGCUUAGCUCCUCGGCAACUGUCUCUUUUCCAUUGCAACACAGACAUCAUUUUGGGGCACCUAAGAUCAUCAGACUUUGUACAGGACUUUCAAUAGCCUAUGAAUUACAAACUAUGUUUGUAUGACCAUAAAGAAGGAUUUAGAGAAUGUCUGAAAAUGAAGUCUGUAUGUGAACCAGUUCUCUCAUUUCACAUUUACAAAGAAACCCAGGCCAUCCUUGAAAGAUUUCUCAUGUAUGUAUGGCAGUACAUACAUAUGUCAACGUUAAUAUUAUGUGUCGGAUGAUUCCACACAGGCUGAGAAUGUGCUCAUCACCUAUCAACUGAACAAAUGAAGAGUGAGCAUAUCAUAAAUUAAAAUAAAGUUAAUAUCUUCAUGCCCGCCCUGGUUAUCCCACAACAUCAGCAACAUUUGCUUUUCUUUUUUUUUUUUUAUUAUAAUUAUUUUUAAUUUAUUUCAUAGGUUUAAAUAUUCAAACUGUGGGCAAUUGGAUUGUAGUUAGGAAAUAUUAAAAGGUAUAGUAGAUAGUGCAAUAAUAGAAAAUGAACAUGUUUUGAGUACUUUAGUCACUUUUUAUAACCGUGAAAUGUCAUUAAAUGGCAAACCAACAAGAGGACCAGCAUUUAUAGCCUCAGUGAGGUAUAUAAUCAAACAAGAGUUCUUAUCUUGCUGUAGAAAGACAAUACAUAUCAGUCAGGCUUAGCAAAGUGAGUACAUUUCUUUUCCCGUAGCAUGCGUGAUGAGAUUUUGGGUUUUCUAGCAAAACUGCCAGUACCUCCACAGUUAUAACCCUAAAUGGUAAAUCUAAUAUACCCAUUACUUCCAGGCUACCGCAGCAGAGCAGGGAUAUCCUCCAUACGCCUCCCAGCAUCCCUGUCUGCUAACGCCCACAAAACGCCCCAUCCAUAUUGGAGAGCAUGAAUCUAAAUAACUACUCAAACAGUGAGGAAACCCUAGCGAAAAGGAAAGUGCCGAUGUGCUUAGAAUCACUUCACUGUCUGAUCAGAAACACAAAAACAAAGGAAAACAGAACACUACGUCUCUAUGAAUAGUGGGAUCGUUUCUCGUGCUUAAAGUCUUUCACUUUAUUGCAUACGCAACAGAAGUCUGAAACUGAAACCGUUCUUGUUUGGAACUACAGCUCGAAGUGCUAAAGAUGUUGUACAAAAUGAGAGGUCUUGAAAGUGAAAUGAAAAAAUAAAAUGCUUGUUGUGUGUUACAUUUAGGGGGUUUUAAGAGAUGUCAUUUAAAGCAGCAGAAACUGUGUUAUUGUCAUUGCUCCUCCAUCUGCCCCUUCCAAAUUAAGGCAAAAUAAUGUUAAAAUACAAGUUGCAUUAACAAUGUUGAAUAUUUAUAGACAAGUUCCCAGCGCUUGAUAGGAAUUUAGGCAUAUGCUGUUAUUCAGAAGGGUGAGGGAAGGAAUUCUUCUGUGCAACAUUACUUACGGAUUAGGGCUCUAAUCGUACCUAGAAACUUGGCAACCUUGCAACUAUUACACUAACGCUGCCGCGUCACAACAAUAUUAUUCUAUUGUGCCCUCUGCUCAUCAAUGCUGUCCUUAUACAGUCAGUAAGAUUACGUGAUUAAUACAUAGAACCGUGGUAAGAGCAGAUUCCCUGCUUGUGGCACAACCAGUGUGACGUUCCCAGGUAUAGCUGUACUUGUGUCAGGAAAGCAUGGAAAAUACCAGUCCAUGCUAUAGUCAUCAUUUUUAUUUUUUUCCACGUAUUUGUAGUGAUGGCCAUUUAUUUACGGCACUGAUGGUUCGCUUGCGUUACCAGCGCUGUUUCUGAAUUCAGCUCCUAUCAGCGCUGAUUCUGGGGGUGUUAUGUUUAGUUACAGUUGGUGCGCCAGAGUUUAGUUAAUCUGUAGAUGCCUGGUUGGCCAGUUGAUCUCAUUUCAUGGAAAGUUACUUUAAGGCUUGUUGCUGCUGUCUGCAUCUUGGAUAAUCCAUUUAAAAAUGGUGCUCUUGGUCCAAAAAAAAAUUAACUCAUUCAUUAUUGGACAAUCAGGCGUUUAAUAUAGAAUGACUGAGCACAUAGCUGUAAAUUGAAAACAAAA
Messenger RNA from Xenopus tropicalis (tropical clawed frog), 3838 nucleotides. RefSeq names its product AKT serine/threonine kinase 1 (gene akt1). Bases 303 to 1784 code for a protein of 493 amino acids. Gene Ontology annotation, molecular function: ATP binding; transferase activity; nucleotide binding. NCBI's taxonomy places the organism in Eukaryota, Metazoa, Chordata, Amphibia, Anura, Pipidae. The record is from RefSeq and is a predicted model, not a curated record. The transcript has 15 exons.